Messenger RNA from Geodia barretti, 849 nucleotides. The record is from the annotation of a GenBank genome assembly. NCBI's taxonomy places the organism in Eukaryota, Metazoa, Porifera, Demospongiae, Tetractinellida, Geodiidae.
CGGCUGGGCGUUGAUCUUGGCGGAACAAAGAUCGAGGCAAUUCUUCUUGAUGAGGGAAACCGCGCGCUGGGGCGCAAGCGGAUACCCACUCCAGACAGCUAUGACGGCAUCCUGUCCGCGAUUGCCUGCCUUGUGAAUGAACUGGGAACGGGGGAGUUCAGCGUUGGCGUAUGCACACCAGGGGCCAUCUCGAAGAACACCGGAAUGGUAAAAAACAGCAAUACCGGGUGUCUCACGGGCAGGCCGCUGCAUGGAGACUUGGAGCGCGCGCUGGGGCACGGUAUCCGAAUGGAGAACGAUGCGAACUGUUUUGCUGUGGCCGAAGCCACCAUGGGCGCUGCCAAGGGAUACGACACGGUAUUUGGCGUGAUAAUGGGAACCGGAGUGGGCGGCGGCAUAGUCAUGAACAAAAAAAUCUACCGCGGCCGCACAAACACUGCAGGCGAGUGGGGCCACCACGUACUGCACAGUGGCGGCAACAAGUGCUACUGCGGAAAUCGCGGAUGCGUCGAGACGUACAUAUCAGGUCCCGCGCUGGAAAGACGCUGGCAGGAGAUCACAGGCCAAGCCCUGCCGCUAAAAAAGAUCAUACCACGCACAGGAUCCCGUGCAGGAACCGAGUGGAAAUCCGAGUUCCUGAACAACUUUGGGGCCGCGCUGGCCAACGUGAUCGACAUCCUGGAUCCUGAUGCCAUCGUACUGGGCGGCGGGGUGUCAAACGUGCCGUUCCUUUACGACGAGGGAAGAAAACAUGUCUGGGAUGACGUGUUCGGUGGUGUGGCAGAUACACCGAUCCUGCAGAACAAGCUCGGGGAUUCGGGCGGCGUCUACGGGGCUGCACUGCUGUAG